This is a messenger RNA of Choloepus didactylus (southern two-toed sloth), 1852 nucleotides long. It is a transcript of the gene RAX2, whose product is annotated as retina and anterior neural fold homeobox 2. Bases 159 to 698 code for a protein of 179 amino acids. Gene Ontology annotation, molecular function: DNA-binding transcription factor activity, RNA polymerase II-specific; RNA polymerase II cis-regulatory region sequence-specific DNA binding. The transcript is spliced from 4 exons. Gene Ontology annotation, biological process: positive regulation of transcription by RNA polymerase II. The record is from RefSeq and is a predicted model, not a curated record. NCBI's taxonomy places the organism in Eukaryota, Metazoa, Chordata, Mammalia, Pilosa, Megalonychidae.
CUCCAGCCGGUUGCCUGUCAAGUGGACGGCGCCCGAGGCUCUGAGGCUCGGGAAGUUCUCCAGCAAGUCGGAUGUCUGGAGUUUCGGGGUCCUGCUGUGGGAGGUGUUCUCGUACGGCCGGGCUCCGUACCCCAAGAUGGCAGCGGUGAGCAGGAACCAUGUUCCUGAGCCCGAGUGAGGGGCCCACUGCCGAGGGUGGGGCGCCGGGGCCGGGCGAGGAGGCCCCCAAGAAGAAGCACCGGCGGAACCGCACAACCUUCACCACGUACCAGCUGCACCAGCUGGAGCAGGCGUUUGAGGCCUCCCACUACCCGGAUGUGUACAGCCGUGAGGAGCUGGCGGCCAAGGUGCACCUGCCAGAGGUGCGUGUGCAGGUGUGGUUCCAGAACCGUCGGGCCAAGUGGCGUCGCCAGGAGCGCGUGGAGUCGGGCUCGGGGGCGGUGGCAGCUCCGAGGCUCCCCGAGGCCCCUUUUGCCCGCCCUCCGGCCAUGCCGCUGCCCCUGGAGCCCUGGCUGGGCCCGGGGCCCCCCGCCAUGCCGGGCCUCCCGUGCCUCCUGGGCCCCGGGCUGCAGCCCCCCUUCGGGCCACACGCUUUGGGUCCCGCCUUCCCCGACGCCUUCACCCUAGACCAGGCGUCCCUGCGGCUUCUGGCCAAGGAGCACGCACAGGCCCUGGACAGGCCCUGGCCGCCAGCCUGAGCCGGGUGCCCGCCUGCCCCUCCCUCCCUGGCCUGACCCCUGACCCAGGGUCACCGGGGAAUAAGCCAAAGGCCAAGGCUGCUGGGGACCCCGGCCCCUCCCUGUCCACCCACACCCCAGUCCCCACCUCUAACAACAGGGAAACUGAGGCCCCAUCUUGAGGAGGUGGCCCAAGAACUCCCAGGCCCUCGAGGCCUCAGUUUCCCCAUCUGUCAAAUGGGCAGGGAAGGGCUGCAUUCAGGGGUUCCUGGACCACAUGGCUGCCAUCAGGAGCCCCCCAGACAUUAAUUCUGUGAGUUGAGGCAUCUAAUCUCCUUCCCUCCUCCUAACCUCCCUCCUGCCCCCCAGGAGGAGCUGUGGCUGCAGUACAGACAGCAUGGCUUCCUCUCGUUGCCGGCUCGCCCCUCUCAGGGCCGGAAACAGAGACCCGGGGCCGGGAAGCCAGUUUCCUGCGGUCGCCCAGGCAGGGUGGGGUGACAGGAGGCCCCCAGCUGAGGCAGGCUGGUGCUGGGGGCUGCCUGAUGUCCGUCCCCGCUGUCCCCAGGCCCCGUGUGCGUCUCCCAGGCCAGCGAAGCUGGUGACGAGGCCGCUGUCUGCUCAGAUGACCUGGGUCAGGCCUCCCCAGGGCUCGGGUGCCCCAAUGCCGAUGAGGGGGGCACCUCGCCAGGGGAUGGGUGGCCUACACCUGGGUGUCUGCUAUCUGUCCCCCACCUCCAGCACAGGGGGUGGGGCAAGGGCAGAAGCUGCAAAUGCCCAAGGAACCACACCCCCGGGGGCUCCCUCCUGGGCGACCAUAUUUGGGGGCCCACCCGGCCACCUGCCCACGGGGGCACCUCACACCCGUGCCCUGCACCCCAUGUCCUGUGUACACCUGAGCUUCACACCUGUGCUCACAACUCCUCCCCCCCAGUGCAAUGCACACACACGUGCACAGUUGCCCAAAUCAGGGGAGCAGCCUCUGUGCGGGGCCUGGGGCCCACUCAUCCACACGCUAUCCAUCCAUCCAUCCCAUCCCCCCAAUAAACUACCAGAGCACCCACUGUUUGGCAAGUACUGGGAAAGCAGCCAUGAAAAAGAGGACAAAAAUCUUUCUCAUGGAAUUGACAUUCCAGUGAGAGAGAAAGACAAGGAACGAGAUUUUAUAAAAACAAAAA